Messenger RNA from Daphnia pulicaria, 630 nucleotides. Its product is annotated as nematocyst expressed protein 4-like. The transcript is spliced from 3 exons. NCBI's taxonomy places the organism in Eukaryota, Metazoa, Arthropoda, Branchiopoda, Diplostraca, Daphniidae. The record is from RefSeq and is a predicted model, not a curated record. The coding region runs from base 78 to 392 and encodes 104 amino acids.
AUCAGCUCUUGCCACUGAAUUAAGGUAAGACAAUAACCUGAUAAAUUAAAUCAUCACAACUCCUGCAAAUAACCACAAUGAAAUUCACGAUCGCUUAUUGCCUUUUGGUUUUCGUUGUUGCCUCACAAGCCCAGCAGUGGCGGAACAACUACGAUGCUGGAUCGUAUCCACCGGAUGACAUCCGAGCUCCCUCUGCGCCCGCCUACCCCGCCGAAGACUAUCCCGCCCCGUUUCAACCCUACACACCACCGAAACAUUACAAAGCGAAACCGGGAAAUCCCGUCUUGUACCGAGAAAUUCCCGUUCCUCUGCCCAUUCCCGCUUACCCCGCUUCCGUCAUUCUACCCUCUCCGCCCUACCCUUCCAAAACCCAUCCCAUCCCCUACGCUUAAUUGGAACAGUUUGAUUUAUAGUCCUCACAAAGUGUAUCUCUUUGCUGUUGAUCAGUUUGACACGAAAAUUCAUUUACUUCAUUUACUUUCCUUUCAUUUCGAUUUCGGAAGAGGUUAUUUGACAAGUGCAACAUUCGCGAUUGUUUUUAUCGAAUUUUGUUUUUUGCGAAGCAGCUGUCUAAUAAAUCUGAAAGCAAUUUUGUGAAAUGAUUACGUAAUAAAAAACGUUCCUAUACAG